Messenger RNA from Xyrauchen texanus (razorback sucker), 8594 nucleotides. Its product is annotated as spectrin beta chain, non-erythrocytic 1. Gene Ontology annotation, molecular function: structural constituent of cytoskeleton; actin filament binding; phospholipid binding. Bases 268 to 7284 code for a protein of 2338 amino acids. The record is from RefSeq and is a predicted model, not a curated record. Lineage: Eukaryota; Metazoa; Chordata; Actinopteri; Cypriniformes; Catostomidae. Gene Ontology annotation, cellular component: spectrin; plasma membrane; cortical actin cytoskeleton. Gene Ontology annotation, biological process: protein localization to plasma membrane; actin cytoskeleton organization. The transcript is spliced from 35 exons.
CGUCUCUCCUCCAAGACAGACCCGUCUUCCCUGAAAGCUUUGGACUGUGUUGGAGCGUUCUUGCAUUUCGCAACUGGAUAUCUUACCAUUUAACUGGCUUUGCAGAGGAAAGAGUGUGAAGAAAGGCACGAAAACCUUUUGGAUCUUUCCUGCUUUCCCACAGUUUUUUUUUUAUUUAUUAUUAUUGCUUCCUGUACCUUCCCUUUUCUGUGGUUUCCCGAGAGGUUGUGCCAAAUCUGGAAAUAGUGUCCCUCUCUGUCAGGGAUCAUGGAUGUAGAGUGGGCAUCCUUGGGCCCCGAGGGCUUCUACCAGGAGCCCAGCUACCCCGCUCAUGUGGCCUUCAACUACAACCAGCUCGAGGGGCGGUUCAAGCAGCUUCAAGAUGAACGAGAGGCCGUACAGAAGAAGACCUUCACCAAAUGGGUCAACUCGCACCUGGCACGUGUCUCAUGCCGGAUCACGGAUCUUUAUAUGGACCUGCGAGAUGGACGGAUGCUCAUCAAACUGCUGGAGGUGCUGUCCGGGGAGAGACUGCCCAAGCCAACAAAGGGCCGUAUGCGCAUCCACUGUCUGGAGAACGUGGACAAAGCUCUUCAGUUCCUCAAGGAACAACGUGUGCACCUGGAGAACAUGGGCUCCCAUGAUAUUGUCGACGGCAACCACCGACUCACUCUCGGACUAAUUUGGACCAUCAUCCUCCGUUUCCAGAUUCAGGACAUCAGCGUCGAGACAGAAGACAAUAAAGAGAAACGUUCGGCUAAAGAUGCGCUACUUCUGUGGUGUCAGAUGAAGACCGCGGGGUAUCCAAACGUUAACAUCCAUAACUUCUCCACCAGCUGGCGUGAUGGAAUGGCGUUCAACGCCCUCAUUCACAAACACAGACCAGACCUGAUUGAUUUCGACAAACUAAAGAAGUCCAAUGCACACUACAAUCUUCAGAACGCAUUCAACCUGGCCGAACAGCAUCUGGGUAUCACCAAACUCCUUGAUCCAGAAGAUAUCAGCGUUGACCACCCUGAUGAGAAGUCCGUCAUCACCUACGUCGUCACAUAUUACCAUUAUUUCUCCAAGAUGAAGGCCUUGAAGGUGGAAGGCAAGCGUAUUGGAAAGGUGCUCGACAACGCCAUCGAGACCGAGAAGAUGAUUGAGAAAUAUGAAUCUCUGGCGUCUGAUCUUCUAGAAUGGAUUGAACAAACCAUCAUCAUCCUCAACAAUCGCAAGUUUGCGAACUCUCUAGUGGGAGUCCAACAGCAACUUCAGGCCUUCAACACUUACCGGACAGUUGAGAAACCCCCAAAAUUUACUGAAAAGGGCAACCUGGAGGUGCUUUUGUUCACUAUCCAGAGCAAAAUGAGGGCAAAUAACCAGAAAGUGUACAUGCCAAGAGAGGGCAAACUCAUUUCAGACAUUAACAAGGCAUGGGAGCGUCUGGAGAAAGCGGAGCAUGAGCGUGAGCUGGCAUUGAGGACCGAGCUGAUUCGUCAGGAGAAGUUGGAACAACUCGCCCGGCGCUUUGACCGCAAGGCCGCCAUGAGAGAGACCUGGCUGAGCGAAAACCAGCGCCUCGUUUCCCAGGAUAACUUUGGAUUUGACCUCCAGGCGGUCGAGGCAGCUACCAAAAAACACGAAGCCAUCGAGACCGAUAUUGCGGCGUACGAGGAGCGUGUGCAGGCGGUGGUUUCUGUGGCGAGAGAACUGGAGGCUGAGAACUAUCACGACAUCAAGCGCAUCACCGCUCGUAAAGACAACGUGCUGCGACUGUGGGAGUAUCUUCUGGAGCUUCUGAAGGCUCGCAGACAGCGGCUGGAGAUGAACCUCGGACUGCAGCGCGUCUUCCAGGAGAUGCUCUACAUCAUGGACUGGAUGGAUGAAAUGAAGAUGUUACUGCUGUCUCAGGACUACGGGAAACAUUUGCUGGGAGUAGAAGAUCUGCUGCAGAAACAUGCUCUGGUGGAGGCCGACAUCGCAAUUCAGGCUGACCGCGUGCGAGCCGUCAACGCCAACGCUCAGAAGUUCGCCUUGGACGAGGAGGGCUACAAACCCUGUGACCCUCAUGUAAUCCGUGACCGCGUCUCCCACAUGGAGUUCUGCUACCAGGAACUUACACAGCUCGCAGCCGAACGCCGUGCCCAUCUCGAAGAGUCCCGUCGCCUCUGGAAGUUCUUCUGGGAGAUGGCCGAGGAAGAGGGCUGGAUUCGCGAGAAAGAGCAGAUAUUGUCUUCGGACGACUGUGGCAAGGAUUUGACGGGCGCUGUGCGGCUCCUGAGUCAACACCGUGCACUUGAGGACGAAAUGAGUGGCCGCUCUGGUCACCUCCAACACACUGUGCGUGAAGGUCAAGCCAUGGUGGACGCCGGCCACUUCGGCGAGGCCAAAAUCCGUGAACGUAUCGCAGAUGUUCAGGCUCAGUGGGCCGCUCUGGAACAGCUAGCUGCAGUGAGGAAAGCACGUUUGGAAGAAGCCUGCAAUCUUCACCAAUUCCAAGCCGAUGCGGAUGAUGUGGACGCUUGGACUUUGGAUGCUCUACGAAUUGUCUCGAGCUCUGAUGUCGGUCACGAUGAAUUUUCCACACAAGCUUUGGUCAAGAAACACAAGGAUGCUUCAGCCGAGGUCGCUAGCUAUCGACCGGUGAUCGACGCCCUUCACGAACAGGCUCAAACGCUGCCUCCCGAACAGACCCAGGCGGCAAACGUCAGUGAACGGCUGGUGGGCAUUGAAGAGCGCUAUAAGGAGGUGGCUGAGCUGACCAGGCUGAGGAAACAGGCCUUGCAGGACGCACUAGCACUGUAUAAGAUGUUCAGCGAGGCGGAUGCUUGUGAACGUUGGAUCGAUGAGAAGGAACAGUGGCUGAACAGCAUGGAGAUCCCAGAGAAACUCGAAGAUCUUGAGGUCAUUCAGCACAGAUUUGAGAGUUUGGAGCCAGAAAUGAAUAACCAAGCAUCUCGUGUGGCCGUGGUGAAUCAGAUCGCCAGGCAGCUGAUUCACAGUGGACACCCGAGCGAAAAAGACAUCAAAGCUCAACAAGACAAACUCAACACCAGAUGGAGCCAGUUUCGUGACUUGGUUGACCAAAAGAAAGAGUCACUCAACUCUGCCUUGGGUGUUCAGAACUACCACCUUGACUGUAACGAGACCAAGUCCUGGAUCCGUGAGAAGACCAAAGUUAUUGAGUCCACCCAGGAGCUGGGCAACGACCUGACGGGCGUAAUGGCCCUCCAACGCAAGCUCACCGGCAUGGAACGCGAUCUCGCCGCAAUCGAAGCCAAACUGGGCGACCUCCGUGGCGAAGCAGAGCGCUUGGCCGGCGAACAUCCCGACCAGGCCAAAGCCAUCACUGGACGUUUGGCGGAAAUCAACGCUGUUUGGGAAGAGAUGAAAGAGACGCUACAUAACCGUGAAGCGUCUCUCGGGGAAGCCAGCAAGCUCCAGCAGUUCCUCAGGGAGUUGGACGAUUUCCAGUCGUGGCUUUCUCGUACGCAAACGGCCAUCGCUUCUGAAGACAUGCCGAACACAUUAGCUGAAGCGGAAAAGCUUCUAGGGCAACAUGAGGGCAUCAAGAAUGAAAUUAACAACUAUGAAGAAGACUACCAGAAGAUGCGAGACAUGGGUGAGAUGGUGACACAGGGACAGACGGACUCUCAGUACAUGUUUCUCAGACAAAGACUUCAGGCUCUGGAUACGGGAUGGAACGAGUUACAUAAGAUGUGGGAGAACCGUCAGAAUCUCCUGUCACAAUCUCAUGCCUACCAAAUCUUCCUCAGAGACACCAAACAGGCUGAGGCAUUCCUCAACAACCAGGAGUAUGUUCUGGCUCACACCGAGAUGCCCACUACACUGGAAGGGGCCGAGGCUGCAAUUAAGAAACAGGAAGACUUCAUGACCACUAUGGACGCUAAUGAAGACAAGAUCAACGGCGUUGUGGAGGCCGGGAGGAGACUGGCCAGUGACGGAAACAUCAAUGCAGAACGCAUCCAGGAGAGAGCAGCGUCCAUCGAUGAUCGGCAUAAGAAGAACCGUGAGGCAGCUGUGGAGCUGCUCAUGAGACUGAAGGACAACAGAGACUUACAAAAGUUCCUACAGGACAAUCAAGAGCUGUCCCUGUGGAUAAACGAGAAGAUGCUGACAGCUCAGGAUAUGUCGUAUGAUGAAGCACGUAACUUACACAGCAAAUGGCUAAAACAUCAGGCUUUCAUGGCCGAACUGCAAUCCAACAAGGAGUGGCUCGACAAAAUCGAAAAGGAAUCUAAGCAGUUGGUAUCAGAGAAACCGGAGACUGAAGCCGUUGUGAAGGAGAAGUUGGCGGCACUUCAGAAGAUGUGGACCGAUCUGGAAUCAACGACUCAAACAAAAGCUCAGUGUCUGUUUGACGCCAACAAGGCUGAGCUGUUCACCCAGAGCUGUGCUGAUCUUGACAAAUGGCUGGUGGGCUUGGAAGGGCAAAUCCAAUCGGACGACUACGGCAAAGAUCUGACCAGCGUCAACAUCCUGCUCAAGAAGCAACAGAUGUUGGAGAAACAGGUGGAGGUACGUCAGAGAGAGGUGGAGGAGCUCCAGUCUCAAGCUCAUGUUCUGAGACAGGAGGGGAAGGACACGGAUGAGGUUGAUGGACGCAGGAAGGUGGUUGAGCAGAAGUUCAAGGAGCUUCUGGAUCCUCUCAUUAAGAGGAAGAACUUCCUCAUGGCGUCUCGUGAGAUCCACCAGUUCAACCGCAACGUUGAGGAUGAAAUUCUUUGGGUCGAGGAAAGAAUGCCUCUCGCUGCGUCUACUGACCAUGGCAGCAAUUUACAGACUGUUCAGCUGCUUAUUAAGAAGAACCAGACAUUGCAGAAAGAGAUUCAGGGCCACCAGCCGCGCUGUGAUGAUAUUUUUGAGCGCAGUCAGAGCAUUCUGAAGGUUGACAGCCCCAACGCGGAAGCGAUCCAAUCACGUCUGGACGACCUGCAGCAGCUAUGGACCCUGAUCAUGCAGGAGACGGAGAAACGGCACACCAGACUCGAGGAGGCCCAUAAAGCCCAGCAGUACUACUUUGAUGCCGCUGAGGCUGAAGCCUGGAUGAGCGAACAGGAGCUUUAUAUGAUGUCAGAAGAGAAGGCCAAGGAUGAACAGAGUUCAGUGGCCAUGCUGAAGAAGCAUCAGAUCUUGGAGCAGGCGGUGGAGGAUUACGCCGAGACUGUGCACCAACUGUCCAAGACAAGCCGAGGCCUUGUGGCCGAUAACCACCCAGAGAGUGAGAGGAUCGGAAUGCGUCAAUCACAAGUGGAUAAACUGUAUGCUGGACUGAAGGACUUAUCAGAGGAAAGGAGAGGCAAACUGGAGGAGAGGUUCCGCCUCUUCCAACUGAACCGGGAGGUGGAUGACCUGGAGCAGUGGAUAGCUGAGAGAGAAGUGGUCGCAGGAUCUCACGAACUGGGACAAGACUACGAACACGUCACUAUGUUGCAAGAACGUUUCCGCGAAUUUGCUCGCGACACUGGAAACAUCGGUCAGGAGCGAGUGGACGGCGUCAACCGUAUGGCUGACGAUCUCAUCAACGCUGGUCACGCUGACGCAGCGACGGUUGCUGAGUGGAAGGACGGCUUAAACGAGGCAUGGGCGGAUCUGUUGGAACUCAUCGACACGCGCACACAAAUUCUUGCCGCUUCCUUCGAACUGCACAAGUUCUACCACGAUGCUAAGGAGAUCCUAGGUCGUAUCCUGGACAAGCAUAAGAAACUUCCAGAAGAACUGGGUCGAGACCAGAACACGGUGGAGACGCUGCAGAGGAUGCACACGACCUUUGAGCACGACAUUCAGGCACUUGGAACGCAGGUAAGGCAGCUGCAGGAAGAUGCUGUGCGUUUGCAGUCAGCGUAUGCAGGAGAUAAAGCCGACGACAUCCAGCGGCGUGAGAGUGAAGUGCUGGAGGCCUGGCGCAGUCUUCUAGAAGCUUGCGAGGGCCGGCGAGCACGACUGCUUGAUACCGGAGACAAAUUCCGCUUCUUCAGUAUGGUGCGCGACCUCAUGCUCUGGAUGGAGGACGUUAUACGCCUGAUUGAGACUCAAGAGAAGCCCAGGGAUGUGUCCUCUGUGGAACUCCUCAUGAACAAUCACCAGGGUAUCAAAGCUGAAAUUGAUGCCCGUAAUGACAGUUUCACCGCCUGCAUUGAGCUGGGUAAAUCUCUCCUGGCACGGAAGCACUACGCAUCGGAGGAGAUAAAAGAAAAGUUGCUGCAGUUGACAGACAAGAGGAAAGAUAUGAUUGACAAGUGGGAGGACAGAUGGGAGUGGCUUAGACUGAUUUUGGAAGUGCACCAGUUCGGGCGUGAUGCGGGGGUGGCAGAGGCGUGGUUGUUGGGACAGGAGCCAUACCUGUCGAGCAGAGAGAUGGGACAGAGCGUAGACGAGGUGGAGAAACUGAUCAAACGACACGAAGCGUUCGAGAAAUCAGCCGCGACCUGGGAAGAACGCUUCUCGGCGCUUGAGCGACUAACUACGUUGGAGUUAUUGGAAGUGAGAAGACAGCAAGAGGAGGAAGAGAGGAAGAGGAAGCUGCUGGAGCCGGAGCCCGUGCAGGACGCAGACGCACAGCUGAGGGAAGGAGAGCAAGUCGCCCAGAACGGACUUCCAUCAGACCAGGAAUCCCCACGGGAUGUAGUUGAGGGAGAGAUGAACGGGGUGGCCGAGAGAAGCUCAAAAGAACCGAGUCCGAUCCCGUCUCCGACUGCGGACAGACGUGGAAAAGGCAGCCAGUCUGCCACACUGCCAGCUAAAGGUCAAGAGUUGCCGUCUGCGCAGCUGGAGGGAUUCCUACAUCGCAAACACGAGUGGGAGGGCCACAACAAGAAAGCAUCCAGCAGAUCCUGGCAUAACGUGUACUGUGUGAUCAAUAAUCACGAGAUGGGCUUCUACAAAGACAAUAAGAACGCCGGGCAGGGCAUCCCGUACCACAACGAGAUCCCCAUCAGCCUGAAAGAUGCCAUCUGUGAGGUUGCCAUCGACUACAAGAAGAAAAAGCAUGUUUUCAAACUCAGAGUUACUGAUGGAAACGAGUAUCUGUUCCAAGCCAAAGAUGAUGAGGAGAUGAACACAUGGAUUCAGGCCAUUCAGAACGCCGGCAGCGUCACUUCAUCCUUAGAGAAAUCAGAAAUCACGCCUAGCAACCAGAGCACUCCCGCCUCCAGCCGCGCCCACACGCUGCCGGCAACCGUCACCCUGACGACCGAGUCCAGCCCUGGCAAACGUGAGAAAGAUAAGGAGAAAGACAAAGAGAAACGCUUCAGUCUCUUCAGCAAAAAGAAGCAGUAGACGCCAGAUCCCGCGGCAACAGAAAACAUUCGAUUCGCUCAUUUCCCCCUUUGUUUCUUUUCACGUUGUCAUUUUGUUUGUGUCUGCCCACCUCCAGUGAUAUCCCAGCAUGCAAAGCUCAUGAAGACGCCACUCUCUGUGCCUGACACCCCGCGAAUUGGGUUCCAAAGUUGUACAAAAACGCAAAAAAUGUAUCCAUAAAAAAAGAGGUCGAGUGUGUCAUGUUUCUGGAAUUUUCCCGAUUCGGAUGUUCUAAGGACCAGAUGUGGGGUUUUUUAUGCUCUUAUGCUUCUAUUGUCGUUCAUUUUGAAAUGAAUCUACCAUACAAUUCCUGAAUAUUGCUGUCUCUCAUUUUUUUGUAAUUGCGAGUUACUUUUGAGGGGUCUGGAUAUUUAAAAACAAAUUUCCUCAAUUUUGUGAGGCUGUCUUGAAGACGCAACGAAUUUCAUUCUUUUUGUUGUUCGGGAACAAGACAGAGAUGCUUCGAAACAAUUCCAUUUUCCGUGUACGGAACAAUAAAAUUCCACGUUAGCGAACCAUCGCAGAAUUCCAUUUGCUGAAAUAGCUAUGCCAAGUUUUGUCGAAUUUGCCUUUUAGUGAUUAUAAGCUGAUUAAAAAGAUACUUGCUAAUAUGAAAGUAGAUUAACGUUUGCUUGAAGGCAUGGUAGUCUUGUAUAAUUUGAUCAAAAUGAAGGUGGGUCGUACCAAACGCUUUUACAAGCUGUAAUAAUGUUUGCUAUAUACAGAGGACUAGUAACCUGAAUAAUUUUACAAAAUGUUUUUCCUUUUUGUUUCUCCUUAUUUGUUUGUUAAUUGUCAUUUCUCUUGGGUUUUUAUCAUAAUAUAUGUUUCGAAUAAUUCUAGUACAGAGUAUAAAAAUGUGAUGUAUUAUAAACACUUUAAAGCAUCAAUGUUAAGUGAACAGUGCAACAUUUACUGGUAAAAGGUAAUGAUGUUACUCCAACAAAAAAGUAUAAAAAAACAAAACAAAUACGGUUACUUGCUUGUGGGCUAUAGCACUGAGCAUUAUCUUUUCUCUUUGUUUUCUCGUUUUGGCUUCAUCCCGUUCCCUCCUGCUCUUUGAUACAUAGUGCGCAUCCCUCCGUCACUGUAUCUAUUGUAAUGAAAAUUUCAUCUUCUGCACAAUCAAAAGCAACAUAAUAGGAAUGAAAUUGCAAUGUUGGGCACCCUGAGCGCGUAUAGAAGCCUCUGGCCCGACACGCACAUGUAUGAAACUGCACCUGUAGAACUUUAACCCCCCUUGCGCCCUGUUAAAUAUGUGCGUUGUCAUUAAAUGCUUAAAAACAUUA